AUGUAUCAGGACAGGCUGAAUCCUGGAAAAAUCCUGAUCCUGGAAAAGCAGAAACUGGAUGGAGUCUUCCAAGAAGAUGCCCCCGUAAUCCGCGGAGAGAUGGUUGGAGGGUACAAGGGGGCUGAGCCUGAUGUCUCUUUAACGGCUUUUGUGCUGAUUGCAUUGGAAGAGGCCAAGGACAUCUGCAAGGAUCAAGUCAACAGUUUGAAAGUCAGCAUCAGCAAAGCCGCUGAAUACUUAGCCCAAAGGUACCAGUCUCUAACCAGACCAUACACUGUGGCUCUUGCGUCCUAUGCCUUAGCCAUGGUGGGGACACUGGACACUGAGAAGACGCUCAUGAGAGCUUCGACAGAGGGAAAUCGCUGGGAAGAGCCAAACGCCCACACCUUCAACAUUGAGGGCACCUCGUACGCCUUGCUGGCCUUGCUGAAAAUGAAGAAGUAUGAGUUGACUGGUCCCAUAGUCAGAUGGCUGAGAGAGCAGAACUACUAUGGAGGAGAAUAUGGAUCUACCCAAGCGACCAUCAUGGUGUUCCAGGCUCUUGCGCAGUACCAGAUAGACAUUCCGCAGCACAAAGACCUGAAUUUGAUCGUUUCUAUUUUCCUGUCACAUCAUUCUAGGCCUAUAAAGUACAGAAUCUCAAAUGAGGACGCUCUAGUGGCCAGAACAGCAGAGCUCAAAUGGAAUGAAGACUUCACUGUGAAGGCAGAAGGAACUGGACAAGUAACAGUAACGAUAAUUUAUAACGCAAAGCGAAAGGAAGAUGAAUCUCAGUGUAAGAAGUUUGACCUGAGGGUAUCGGUUGAAGAAGCCCAGGGUGAUAAGUAACCACCUGGCUUUUCUCUUCUGAAGCUUGCUGUCAAUCCUCAGAUCAUGGACAGCAGUGGAUUUACACCAACCAACCACCAUCUCUGCAAUCACAUUCUUAACUUUGGAAAGUAUUUUUGUGAAGCUUCUACAAACUCUCCCAGUUCCCAAGUCCUAAAAAUUAUACCCAUAGGGCAGGCACUAAAUAAUAUUUCCAGCUACUACAUGUUGUAAGUUGCAACCAAUGCAGGGUCCUUCUAGAUGAGGGAGCAGAUGCUGCCUUCUCUCAUCCUGGCACUUGUUAGCAGCAUAGUUGGAGCAUCAGAUGUGGAUGGGAACACAGGCCGGCUACUCUGGGUAUUGUCUCCCUCUAAAGCAGAGAUGAGCCCAUGCCAGGAAGUCUGGUUACAGACCCAAACUUCCAGUGCACACAUUUCCAGACAGCAUGGGUGUGAAAUCAGCAUGGGACAGAGGCUGUGCCCGUGUGGGGUAAGGCGGGG
Mauremys mutica (yellowpond turtle) is the source of this 1307-nucleotide messenger RNA. RefSeq names its product A.superbus venom factor 1-like. Gene Ontology annotation, cellular component: extracellular region. The record is from RefSeq and is a predicted model, not a curated record. NCBI's taxonomy places the organism in Eukaryota, Metazoa, Chordata, Testudines, Geoemydidae. The transcript is spliced from 7 exons. The coding region runs from base 1 to 828 and encodes 275 amino acids.